AUGGAAGCCCAGCCGUCUUCGUCCAGUCUACAGUUCAACUCCCAGUCUUCCAGUCCACCCACGCCCGAGCAUUUGUCCAUGAACGGGUCCCAGCCGGCUCUGAAUGGAACUGCCAACGAUCUCACACAACAGAAACUACAAAGUCAGUUUUGUAAUGCAACACAUGUUUACCUUUAAGUUUAUCUAACACUCCGUUCACUGCUUCACUCGUGACGCUUAUCAAUUCUUUUUAUGUCAUUUACUCAAGAUUACCUUUAAGUGACGUUUUAUGUAAAAGGGUCUGCUCGAGUUGUUAUAUCUAGAAUGCCCAUCUCUUUAGGAGUGAAGUCGUUGGAAACGUGUCGUGUUUGUGGCGAUGGCCCAGCACGAAUGCACUACGGAGUACCGACGUGCUUCGGAUGCAAGGGAUUCUUCAGACGAACGUUGAAGCGUACCAAGGAGUACACCUGUCGAUACAAUGGAAACUGUGUUGUGGACAGAUGUAAGUCGUCUUUAAUUAAAUCUUUAAUCAUUUUUCAUUGUUGCGUGUUUAAGUACUGUUAAGUUCAUUUAGAUGAACGAAACUCGUGCAGGUACUGCAGAUUCAAGCGUUGUUUAGAAGUCGGAAUGGACCCUAAAGGUAAGAUCUUAUCUUCACUUUACAAAACAAAAGUUCUUUUUAUUCGCAUUCAUCAGAAGACUAAUCGAAUUUUCUAAACAUGUUCAUCAAAGUUAACAUUAAGGUUGAAUAUUGUUGCAGCUGUACGUCCUGACCGUGAUGCAGCUGGAAGAACCCAUCCUAUCAGACAUCGUCGCAGCAAAAUGUCAAUGGAUCAGGAUGAAGAAGAAGAGGAAGAAACGACGGCUGAAUGGGUUCGAAAGCUGCCAGUUGACAUGAGGACAUUGCUUAUGCAAAUUAUGAACAUAGACUUGAUGGUACAAAGCGGGGAUACCCAUGCCGAACCUUUGAGUGUGUACCCUCUUCAGAUCGGCUCACUACGUCACAUUUUAGAAGAGCCAUCGCUACUCGACGGUAAACGAAUCGAAGUAAGCUUAUAUACUUUAUUAAAUUACUAUUUUUAAAUAAAACAUGAUUCAAGACCAAUUUCAUGCUAAUAAUUUUCUUUUUAGAUGAGAUACGAACCCUACCGUCGAGUGUUACCAGACGAGAUGGUAGCUGUCGCCCACCGCCGCUUGAUCGAAGUUAUCGAUACCGUCGAUCAUCUGUCACAGCUAAUGGAUUUGCACAAUAUUAAUGAUAAGGUAACCACGUUUUUUAUAUCCGUUUUUGUGACUAUUUCCAGUCGCCUUUCAUUUAGUAUAAUAUAUAUUGUAUAUGCCAAUUAUACUUUUUCAAAUCGUAAUUUAGUUGGCACUAGUCAAAUCCGCUUAUGCCCCUUUGGCAUUGUUUUCUACCGUAUCAAUGACAGCCAGAACCACCAAAGACCGUGAUGUAUUCUGUUUGUGUUGUUGUGGCUACAUUGCCAGAGGAAUGUCUGCAAAACAGUACGAUGCACCAUAGUAAGUUGACUGUGUACUAUAUUAUCUAAGCAGUUUCUUAUUCUGCUAAAAGUAAUGUCAUCGCGCAAAACGACAGUCAAAACAUCUUAUCUUUCAGUCAUUUCACAAACCGAAUAGUCGAUCGAGCAUUAGACGAGCUGGUCGAACCCUUCAGAGCAUUUAAUUUCAAAGAGCAAGAAGUUGCUCUUAUGAAAGCCAUUGUAACCCUAAAUCCUCGUAAGUUGUGUACAGCCUAACAACUAUGCUCACUCGCCUUUAAACUUACAUAUAACUUAUCAACGUUUCCUUCAGAUUUACGUACCCUCUCCACAGAAGGCUCGGAACAAGUAGCCGAUCUACGUGAUCGGAUUCAAGAAACCCUCUACAAUGUAGUUCGAGAAUCUCAUCCAAAAGAAGUGGCGUCAUCUCGGUUUGGCAACCUCCUUCUGUUCCUCCCCACUAUAAUGUUGCUCGGCAACACGAUGUACGAGAAUCUACAAUUCCUCCAGUCGUUCAGCAACAGAAACGUCGACCCUCUUCUCGCUGAACUUCUGGACAACCUGGAUCCCAUGCAAGAUCCUGGAGUCAAUCCCGAUGACUUCCUCAACAUAUCUUCAUCAGAAUAUGGCUCCAGAAUGAGUCAUUCUCAAUCAAACUCAUCGAUUUCGUCAAUGGGAAGCCACGAAGAGUACAAUAAUGUCAUGCUGACAGAACAGUACUAUUCUCGGUAUGUAAAGGCAACACUAUAUUUUUGUAACGUGAAAGACACAAUAUUCUAUUACUAAUUUCAUAAUUUUAACUAUUUGUAGACGGCAAUCUGCAGACCCGUGCAUCCCUGUAGCAUCAGGUUCAGAACAACAAACUACAUCUUCCAACUCAAACUCUGCCCCUUCGUUGGAACAACAACCUCAGGAUUCUGAUCCAGACUAUAACGUUACAUUAACAGCCGAAACAUUCUCUGGAAUGCGACAAGCAAUCGCCCAAUCAAUGGAAGUCGACCAAGACCAACCAGACCAGUCCAACCGACCCAAACCCCACUUCUACAUCGAACCCUUUAGCCAACAGAACUUCGUCCAACCCCAACAACAGUUCCAAGUUGGUCAGAAGCAUAUAUUCACCGUAGAAACGGCGAAACAACUCAGUAACUACAACAGUCAGACUACUACAGUCUUCUCCAACACCGAGCCUCUUCAACCACAGAUUUCCAAAUCUCAGUCUUACCCAUACUUUUAUCAGUUCCCCAACAACAUGAACUUCCAGAACUACAACGGUCAAUAA
Bursaphelenchus okinawaensis is the source of this 2757-nucleotide messenger RNA. NCBI's taxonomy places the organism in Eukaryota, Metazoa, Nematoda, Chromadorea, Rhabditida, Aphelenchoididae. The record is from the annotation of a GenBank genome assembly.